This is a messenger RNA of Thalassophryne amazonica, 1770 nucleotides long. Its product is annotated as quinone oxidoreductase-like. Gene Ontology annotation, molecular function: mRNA 3'-UTR binding; zinc ion binding; quinone reductase (NADPH) activity. The record is from RefSeq and is a predicted model, not a curated record. Gene Ontology annotation, cellular component: cytosol. Lineage: Eukaryota; Metazoa; Chordata; Actinopteri; Batrachoidiformes; Batrachoididae.
CAGUAGAAGAAGAAAUCCGCCCUCGGAAAAAAAAGAAAAAAGGUGUGGCUGCUGACGGUGUGUGAGAUCUAUUUUGUAAGUUGUGUAACAGUGUUUGUGUGCAGAAAUGUCCGGCUGCAGACUGAUGAAGGCAAUCAGAGUGAGUGAGUUCGGAGCUCCGUCUGUCCUCAAGCUCUGCUCGGACGUGGCUGUCCCGCAGCCGGGACACAAACAGGUGUUGAUCCGGGUGCAUGCAUGUGGCGUGAAUCCUGUGGAGACGUACAUCCGUAGUGGAGCGUACAGUCGUGAACCUGUCUUACCUUACACACCUGGCACUGAUGCGGCUGGAGUGGUGGAGGCUGUUGGAGAGGGAGUCACCACAAUAAAGACAGGUGAUCGUGUUUUUACCACAGCCACAGAGUCUGGAGCUUAUGCAGAGUUCACUGUGGCAGCAGAAGACUGUGUCCGCACACUGCCGGAUGUGUUAGACUUCACUCAGGGAGCGGCUAUAGGGAUCCCUUACUUCACCGCGUACAGAGCGCUGGUUCAAAAAGGCCACGCAAAGCCUGGAGAGACGGUCCUCAUCCAUGGAGCCAGUGGAGGGGUGGGUGUGCCGGCAUGUCAGUUGGCCCGGGCUCUGGGUCUCACAGUCCUCGGAACUGCAGGGACAGCUGAGGGUAUGGAACUGGUUCUUAACAGCGGAGCUCAUAUGGCCUUCAAUCACAGAGAAGACGGAUAUACAGACAAAAUCAUGGAAGCCACAGAGGGCCAUGGUGUAGAUGUGAUCAUAGAGAUGCUCAAUAUCAACCUCAGCAAAGACCUGAAGAUGUUGGCCUAUGGAGGACGUGUUAUGGUGGUUGGUUGCAGAGGCUCCAUACAGAUCAACCCAGAGACAUGAUGGUCUAAAGAGAGCAGUGUCACCGGGGUGGCUCUUUUCUUCGCCCGACCAGAGGAGAAGGAAGUGUGUGCGGCGCAGCUCUAUGCUGGGAUGGAAGCCGGUUGGCUGCGUCCAGCUGUUGGGUCCAGAUAUCCCCUCGAAAUGGCCGCCAAGGCCCAUGAAGACAUUAUGAAUUGUCCUGGAGCUGCCGGGAAGAUGGUCUUAACCAUGUGAUGACCAGCUAAGUCACAGCUCACCAAGUAUGCAUCUGUGUGAUUUAAGAAAAAGAAAAAAAGGUGGUGGUGUGGUGGUGGUGGGGGGGAUUGGCUCCAGCCCCCUGUGACUCUUAACUGGAGUAAGCAGGUAUAGACAAUGGAUGGAUGGGGAAAAAGCAUCAGUUAUGUGACCUUUGUUUUGAUCUUUUCAACACAGCUUUUGAAAGUGUCCCUCAACAAAACUGAGGUUGAUGAGGUGUUUGGCAAAUGUUUUUAUUCUGUUCAAUCACAUUCAAGUGUAUGUUUAAAUGAUCACAUUUUUAUGAUUUCCAACUGUGUAUCAGUACAUGUUUAAUCAUGAUGAUAACAGAUGUUUUUGAUUGACAUGUCUAAGCAGUUUUGUUGACUCUUCCUGUCACAAAAUGUACCUGGUCAGGGUUAGAGAAAUAUUUUGAGCCUACUGGUCAGGACCAGUAGCACCAAUUUUGUUACUGGUCCUCCUGGUCCAAGGUAGUGGCCCCGGGUAACUGGAAGCUCAGAGCCUCCGACGGUGAGCCUCAGCGUGGCAUUAACCACCACAUCAUGCUCAUGUAUUCAAUCAAUAUUGUAUUUGUAAAUUUAGCCCAUGAUAAGAAUGCUUUAUUUUGUGUUGAAUGUAUGAAAAUAAACAUUUUCUUUCAUGAUCCACUGCUUUUAUAU